AAAUGUCCCAGUUACCUCUAAUGCAGCAUGCGCGAACAUCUUUGUUGUGAAUUUGAUUGGUAGAUGAGUUAAAAUACUUCCUGUAAACAUUGCACCUGAUUGGUUUGUUGCCUUGUAACACCCGGAAACUGUCCGUCUUCGUUCACCGGCUUGUUGUUGGUAAAAUGGCAGAGGUCAGCCAGAGGCUCGGGACCGGAGCCUACCGUCUGGUGACAAUAGGUCCCGGCCAGGCUCUUCCGCUGCGUCCCAUAAAACCUAACGGACUUCUCCCGAUAAACGGCACCUGCACCCAGGCACACUUUACCGAAGAAUGUGUCCAGCUAUUAAAAGGAAGAGCACUUCAGCGCAGUUCUGAGAAACUUAACAGAGUAAGACAAACUGAAACUCAUGAGAAAAAAAUGACUUUUCUUGGCUGCGCUUCUUUUAACACACAUUUAGCUCGUUUAUUGUGGCUUCCGGACGCCAGAAAGAGCCAAACAAUCACCAAAACAAACCUGAUCCCGACUGGACGCCGUUAUGAGAAGCUGUACUCAUGCGUGAAGCCCAUCUGGACCAGUAGGGCUGUUUCAAUCCACCCCCACACCUGGUGGUCCCCACAGCAGCUCAGAACCUUUUGCACUGUUCUUCUCAUCCUCACAGAUGACAGAUCAGGGAGUGGAGCUUCACUGAAACACCCGAAGCUUCACCCUGGUGCCUUUAAAGCCUCUACAGCAGCUAGAAGUUACAGCAGGUGGUCAGAGGAGGCUCCUCUGCUGCACAAGAGUAAAACCGCCUAUUACGACAUCCUCAAAGUGUCCCCCAGUGCUACACAGUCACAGAUCAAGACGGCCUACUACAAGCAGUCCUUCAUCUACCACCCUGACAAGAACCUGGGCAGCGAAGAAGCCACGCAGCACUUCGCUAAGAUCAGCGAGGCUUACGCCGUGCUGGGCAACAUCAGUCUGAGGAAGAAGUAUGACCGAGGGAUCCUGAGCCAGUCUGACCUGCAGAGCCCAGUGAAGCCAUCCUCCAAAGAUGUAUCGAGCCGAGCCACAAGCUCCCAGCAGCAGCAAUAUCGUCAUCAAAGAGCCAGGCCGUUCUCCCAAACCGGUGGUGGGCCCAUGUUUGAUUUUGACGCCUUUUUUAAGGCUCACUACGGAGAGCAGCUUCAGAGGGAGAGGGACCUAAGAGUCAAGAGGAAGCAGAUGGAGGAAGAGCAGAAGAAGAGGCUGAAGGAGUACCAUGAGGAGAAGAUGCGGGAGCUCACUGCGUUGAUGCUGGCGACCAUGUCAGUGAUGAUCUUAAUCAGUCUGCUCAGCUCUUGACGCAGCAGACAGUGGCUGAUAUUUCUCGGAUGGAGGCGGAGGCUCAGGCUGCUCAGGUGUUGGAACAGUUUGCAGCAGGAGUUGAAACUCCAAGAAUUUUCAAACUGGAUCGUUGCGGUUUCUGAAGGAAACAUGCAGGCAUAAAAUCGAUGGUUCAUCUUUCAAGUCGGCAUUGAUGCAAAAUGGUUGAAUCCUUGAAAUCAAAAGGCUGACUGCAUAUGAAUGAGGAGGUGUUUCAGCUCAUUUCAGCUUUAAGCUGCUUGCAUUUUGAAAUCAUUUUCUUUUCUAUAGAUAAAAUGUGAAAACACCAGAGAAUCUGUCUUAUUAAUGGCCAAAGCAAACAACAAAAAAUACAGCUUUAAUUGUAGAAUUUCAACCAGCAGAAGCACUAAAUUAUUAUUCUCCUGUAAUAAUUUGUUGCUCCUUUUCUUUAAAGAAGCAACAAAUUAAAAAGUGGGGGACAAAAAGUAGUUCUGAAGAAUGUGUGCUGUUAAGUUACUUAAUAUUUAUUCAGAGACCAUAGUAAUAACCCUCACCGUGCUGAUUAUGCUCGUCACGUUGAGCAGCUUUCUGUGAUUGAACUUUAUAAAUGGUGGUCUUAGGAUAACAUGGUCAAAGUUUCUUCACCUAAAGCUCUCCCUCAUCAUUGUUUCAGACAGAAACAGGUACUUUGCAAACAAUAUUGUUUACUUUUUAUUUGCAUUCUCAGUUCUGAAGCCAGGCAGCUUUUGGCACCUUAAAGUGAUUGUUUUCUCUCCAAAUGAGGCCUAAAGAUGGAAAGAUGUUUGCUCUUUUUAAUGGUGAAUGAUUCAUAAGCUUUUAUUCCCCUUUACACUGAAUAUGUAAUAGGAAAAUAAAUACAUAUUACAUGUAAAGAGCAAAUGUAAACACCUGCUUGUUUCCUUAGGUGUGUAAAUGUAAAUACAUCUACGUACUGUACAGAAAUGAUGCCUCUGUAUGAUUAUCAACGUAUUAAAAUCUACAAAUAUUUUAAGGAG
Messenger RNA from Poecilia latipinna (sailfin molly), 2302 nucleotides. It is a transcript of the gene dnajc30b, whose product is annotated as DnaJ (Hsp40) homolog, subfamily C, member 30b. Bases 165 to 1304 code for a protein of 379 amino acids. The transcript has a single exon. NCBI's taxonomy places the organism in Eukaryota, Metazoa, Chordata, Actinopteri, Cyprinodontiformes, Poeciliidae. The record is from RefSeq and is a predicted model, not a curated record.